AUGGUGGUCGCUGCUGAGGGUCCCGAGACCUGGGGCCUGCUCUGCACCCCGUACAUCCUUCCCUGCCUGCCUACCUCGCCACUGACUCCAAAACCACAGAGCAGCCUCCGCGGAGGGUCCGAGGGUGAAAGGCUGCGGUUCAUGCAGGGCCUGCAGGACGUGUGGAGGCUGGAGGGGGCGAGGGUGCUGGCCGCCUUCGACCUGUCCCCCUUCCGGGUCAUCUGCGAUCUCGGGGGCGGUUCUGGGGCUCUGGCCAAGGCGUGCGUGUCUCUGUACCCGGGAUGUCGGGUCAUCGUGUUCGACAUCCCAGGAGUGGUGCAGAUGGCGAGGACACAUUUCUCAGCCUCGGAGGACGAGCGGAUCAGCUUUCAUGAAGGGGAUUUCUUCAAAGACCCCCUCCCGGAGGCGGACCUGUAUAUCCUGGCCAGGGUCUUACAUGACUGGACGGAUGCCAAGUGCUCUCACCUGCUGGAGAGACUCUAUCAGGCCUGCAGGACAGGUGGUGGCAUCCUGGUCGUCGAGAGCCUCCUGGACGCGGACGGGCGGGGCCCCCUGACCACAGUGCUGUACUCGCUGAACAUGCUGGUGCAGACGGAGGGCCGCGAGCGGACCCCGGCCCAGUACCGCGCGCUCCUGGCCCCCGCCGGCUUCCGAGACGUGCAGUGCCGGAGGGCUGGGGGCACCUACGACGCUGUCUUGGCCAGGAAGUGAUCCCUGCAGUGCGUGUGACCCCCCUCACGAUGCAAAUCCUGCAAUAAAGAGAUGGUGUCGCUCACGCUUCUUUCUUGCCUUUUCUUCUUCUUUUCCCCCCUUGUUGUCUAUCUGUUCUAUGCUUUUCUUGUUUUCCUGCCUCCUUGAGGGAUGCCAGGUUUAUGCCCACGGAUGGUCACUUUGCAUUUCAUCUUUGUUUCAUUAUCCUUAUUUUCAUUUGAUGCCAAUCUGUUCUAUUUUGCUUCCUUUCUGUGAUGGAGUGAAGUGUCGGACAUGAGGUUCCUCCUGGAUGGGGGUGGCCCUAAAUCCAGGGAGAGGGUCCUUAUAAGACACAGAAGGGGGGAGACAUAGAUACAAAGGAGAAGCCGGAGGCAGAGACG
Odocoileus virginianus texanus is the source of this 1091-nucleotide messenger RNA. The record is from RefSeq and is a predicted model, not a curated record. NCBI's taxonomy places the organism in Eukaryota, Metazoa, Chordata, Mammalia, Artiodactyla, Cervidae.